AUGACCUCAAUGAUUACAAAGCCUAGUAAUAUGAGGUUAAAAGCCCUAGUAAAUGUUGGAAUUGAAGAUCAGGUACAAGAAGUAAAGGAGUGGCUGCAAAAGGAGACAACAGAUGAGCCAUUGAGGCUUGCUAUAAUUCAUGGCUUUGGUGGAAUUGGAAAGACAAUUCUUGCCACUGCUGUUUAUUCAAAAUUAAAUCUGGACCGCUACAUCCAUACCAGAGUUGUAAUGGACACAGAUCCUCACAGAAAUGACAUAAAAAAGAUGCAGGAGCAGAUUUUAGAGGAUGCCUUCCCCAAGUACAACAAUGGAAAACGAAUAGAUUUGAGAAAUACAAAACAAGGUAAGGAGCAUUUAGAAAGAGCUUUUCGAGAAGAGAAGAACCAUGUCUUUCUCUUUAUUGACAAUGCUCUGCGAAACAAAGACCUCAGAGAGCUUUUGCCAGAAGACUUGGAGGGCCUUGGCAAGCAUAUCAGACUUCUUUUGACAACGAGAGACUUGGCUGCUACAAAUAUGUUUAAUAAAAGUCUGUCUCAUGAACAUCGUGUCAAACCUCUCCAGGAAAGCGAUGCGAAGAAAAUUCUGUGCAAAGAAACUAAGAAUCUUGAUCGUAUCAGAAAUGAUGUUGACAGGAUCUUGAAGAUAUGCGGCGGGGUUCCUCUGGUUCUAAAGAUUGUUAGUGCUCAUUUGAAAAAUCAGGGAUACAAGGCCGACAAAUGUAGGGAGAUACUGAAUGCUAUGGAGAGAGGGGAAGCAAUUACAGAAGACUUGAAGGAUCUGAGCGAGUGUAUGGUGGAUUUUGUAUUCAAAAAGUUUGGCCCACUCACCCAAGAAGCAUUUUUAGACAUAUGCUGCUUCUUUUAUGGUAUGAAUCGUAGACAUGUGGAGUACUCUGUUGGAUCGCUGGCACUCAAAACACUUGAAGACGCAGCGUUGAUCGCAUUUAAGGUGGUGGGGAAUACGCAGAGCGUAGUUGUUGAUGAUGUGAUCCUAGCAAUAGGGAAAAACAUGGGACGAUCCACCAGAAUCAAGGAUAUUGAAUCUUUUAAAGACGCUGUAGAGGAAAAGAGGCUUGGGGAAAUCAAAGGAAUUCAAUUCUGUUUCGGUAAAGGUCAUUCUUCUUACGUCUUCGGAAAAGCACACUUAGAUUCAAUGAGAAAAUCAUUGCGAGUUUUCAUGUUGGGACCGAACAUCAGUGUGAAAUCUACAAGUGACAUGAAAUUUCCAGAAUUGAGAUUUCUUCACUUAGAUGAAGAUAUUCCUUGCUUGCCUUUUCAUUUAGAGGACCUCGAUAAAUUGGCAGUAUACCACGGUCCUCUCCUGAAAGAGGGUGUUAGCAUUUACAAGUUACCAAAGAGUUUACUCUCGGUCACAGCGACAGCCAUUGCAAAUGCCAUUGACAAUUUAGAAAGGACAAAUGGGGAGCAAUCAAAGCCAUUGCAAGUGCCUCCAAACUCUCCUCUUGAAGAAUUAAAUUUAGUCAGAUUAUGGAAGAUGAAGACUCUACCAGAAGGAUUUCAGAAUUUCACUGCAUUGAAAAUUCUGAGUUUAGACACAUGGGAUAAUAUGGAGGAGUUGCCUGUGCUCACAGCCCUAGAAAGUUUAAGUCUGAAGGCAUGUUCUUCCUUAAGAGAACUACCAGCUGGAUUUGAAAAACUCGCGGAAUUAAAAUGUUUGAAUGUCCAAUUUUGUCCAAAACUGAGGCGCGAUUUCCCUAACGCGGCUAGUCAUCUGCGAAUUGUCGCUGAUGAGGAGGAAACUCAAAGUGAGGAAGAAGAAGAUUGGAAUUGA
Cryptomeria japonica (Japanese cedar) is the source of this 1791-nucleotide messenger RNA. Its product is annotated as disease resistance protein L6-like. The coding region runs from base 1 to 1791 and encodes 596 amino acids. Gene Ontology annotation, biological process: defense response to fungus. Gene Ontology annotation, molecular function: ADP binding. NCBI's taxonomy places the organism in Eukaryota, Viridiplantae, Streptophyta, Pinopsida, Cupressales, Cupressaceae. The transcript is spliced from 5 exons. The record is from RefSeq and is a predicted model, not a curated record.